UAUUCGGAGAUUACCUAGCUUACUAUGGCCCGUACUAAGCAAACUGCUCGUAAGUCAACUGGUGGAAAGGCUCCACGUAAACAACUGGCUACCAAGGCCGCCCGUAAGAGCGCGCCAGCCACUGGUGGAGUCAAGAAGCCACAUCGUUACCGUCCCGGAACAGUCGCUCUUCGUGAGAUCCGUCGUUACCAGAAAAGCACUGAGCUCCUCAUUCGUAAAUUACCAUUCCAACGUCUGGUUCGUGAAAUCGCUCAAGAUUUCAAAACUGAUCUCCGAUUCCAGAGCUCAGCUGUGAUGGCUCUCCAGGAAGCCAGCGAAGCCUACCUCGUUGGUCUUUUCGAAGACACCAACCUUUGUGCCAUCCACGCCAAACGUGUCACCAUCAUGCCCAAAGAUAUUCAGUUGGCUCGUCGUAUCCGAGGAGAACGUGCUUAAGUUAUCUUGACAUCUAAAACUUACAAACCAAACGGCCCUUUUCAGGGCCAUCAAAUUUUUUAUACUAAGAAAAUUGAACUUGUUUCUCACCUAUUUUAUUGAAAAUAAUUUAAACAAAAUUGAAUGCUAUAUAUAACCCAAUUUCUCAACAGUACAAUCGCCGACACUAAUUCGCCCCGGGUUGUGUUGCCCCCGGCAUGAUGAACUUUUCUAUUUCAGUACAUCUCUUUCAAAACAACAGUAAUAAAAAUAUUUGUAUAAAAGAUACUUCUAGUAUAAAAUUAGUUUUUUAUUUGAUAAAUCCAUUCUAAAUUUAAUAUCUCUAGGAUAAUCUAUUUAUUAAAACAAGACACAAUUUAAAUUUCUGUUUAAUAAAUUAUCUGUAAAAUUAAACAAAUGUAUGAGAAUAAUGUGGAAAAAAUAAAUUUCAA
Molecule: messenger RNA, 866 nt
Organism: Microplitis demolitor
Lineage: Eukaryota; Metazoa; Arthropoda; Insecta; Hymenoptera; Braconidae
Product: histone H3
Exons: 1
Coding region: 25-435 (136 amino acids)
Cellular component (GO): nucleosome
Molecular function (GO): protein heterodimerization activity; structural constituent of chromatin; DNA binding
Source: RefSeq, a predicted model, not a curated record